Bombina bombina (fire-bellied toad) is the source of this 670-nucleotide messenger RNA. It is a transcript of the gene UCN, whose product is annotated as urocortin. Bases 98 to 589 code for a protein of 163 amino acids. The record is from RefSeq and is a predicted model, not a curated record. The transcript has a single exon. Gene Ontology annotation, cellular component: extracellular region. Gene Ontology annotation, molecular function: hormone activity. Lineage: Eukaryota; Metazoa; Chordata; Amphibia; Anura; Bombinatoridae.
GUAAUUUGUUUUAGUGGUGUUGCUAAAAGUUCAGACAAUAAAUGCUGAGACUUUCGCUCUUGUUUUCAUAUCAUCAGGUCUCCAAGACUCCAUAGUAAUGAAGACCACGCCAUUCACACUAUUGACUUGUUACUUGAUUCUCACAGCCCAUGCUGGAGCUCGCCCAUUGAGCAGAAACUUUUUUGAGGGUCCUCACCUCAGCCUAAAUGGAAUGCUUAGCGACGACAGUGCCCAGACCCUGUUGUAUUUCCUACGUGAGAAGUUCCAACGGGAGGUAGAGGGAGGAGGUGACCCUCAAGUACAGCUGUGGCUCAGUAAGGGAUCUUUAUCCUCUGACCAUCAGAUCUCAGCUCAGGAACUGGCUCACGUGUUCAGUAUGCUGCAGACUCUCUUUCAGGAGAACGUUCCAAAUGAGUCAACCAGGAGCCUCAUUGAUGCAUUCUCAGACCGCUUGAAGAGGGAAGACCCGCCUAUUUCCAUUGACCUUACAUUCCAUAUCCUAAGACAGAUGAUUGAAAUUGCUAAGACACAGAACCAGAAGCAGCAAGCGGAACAGAAUCGCAUCAUCUUUGAUUCUGUCGGGAAAUGACAGUUUAGGGCAUCUGGGGUAUCAUUCCCUGAGUCUAAGCUCUCCACUUCUUCUAUUGCCCCAAAAAGAGACAUGUCUAUA